Messenger RNA from Nycticebus coucang (slow loris), 1975 nucleotides. It is a transcript of the gene CA5A, whose product is annotated as carbonic anhydrase 5A. The coding region runs from base 148 to 1137 and encodes 329 amino acids. Gene Ontology annotation, molecular function: carbonate dehydratase activity; zinc ion binding. NCBI's taxonomy places the organism in Eukaryota, Metazoa, Chordata, Mammalia, Primates, Lorisidae. The record is from RefSeq and is a predicted model, not a curated record. Gene Ontology annotation, cellular component: mitochondrion; cytoplasm. The transcript has 8 exons.
CUAAACUUUAACCCAGGCUCAGGGUCUGGGUGAGUCUCCACAAAAAGCAGCGGGUACCCCCCACUCCUCAGUGGCUGUGAGUAACGUGAGCACAGAGAGUGCAAACGGCCACCUGCUCUUGAUUGGGGUCCACAGAACAGACCCAAGAUGCUGGCGAGGAGCCAUCGGCAAGCCUUUGGUUUCUCACUCCUGGUCAAGCAGGUGUGGGGGCCUCUGCGGCCACAGCGUCUGUGUUCUCAGCACUCCCGUGCACUCCCUUUGCACCCCCUCUGGACAGGCCUGGUCCCCAUGUCUGGGGGCACCCAGCAAUCUCCAAUCAACAUUCAGGGGAAGGACAGUGUCUACGACCCUCUGCUGAAGCCUCUCCAAGUGUCCUACACCCCGGCAUCCUGCCUCUACGUCUGGAACACCGGCUACUUCUUCCAGGUGGAAUUCGACACCACCGAGGGGUCAGGGAUUAGCGGCGGGCCCUUGGAAAGCCACUACAGGCUACAGCAUUUCCACUUCCACUGGGGAGCAGAAAACGAGUGGGGCUCGGAGCACACGGUGGACGGCCAGGUGUACCCAGCAGAGCUGCAUUUAGUGCACUGGAAUUCUGUGAAAUACCGAAAUUACAGGGAAGCUGUAACCGGCGAGAAUGGCUUGGCCGUGAUAGGCGUGUUUUUAAAGCUGGGAGCCCCUCACCAGGCCCUGCAGAAGUUGGUGGACAUCUUGCCGGAAAUAAAGCAUAAGGACGCUCGGGUGGCCGUGGGCCCCUUCGACCCCUCCUGUCUGCUACCCACCUGCCAGGACUACUGGACAUACGCCGGCUCCCUCACCACUCCCCCGCUGGCCGAGUCUGUCACCUGGAUCAUCCAGAAACAGCCCAUUGAAGUGGCACCCAGCCAGCUCUCAGCAUUUCGCAGGCUCCUGUUUUCUGCAGUUGGUGAAAAAGAGAAAAUGAUGGUGAACAACUACCGUCCUCUGCAACCCCUGCUGAACCGGAAGGUGUCCUGCCUCUCCAUGCCUUUAGCCACCUCACAGUUCCCGGCCAGCACUGAGGCAGGAACUGGCAUCCUUCGGUCCACAUUUCAAACCCCAAGGUGCAUCAGUGUCCCAGGGCUGCUGAAGCAAAGUGCUACAAAUUCGAAGGCUUAAAACAAGAAAUUGGCUCUCCAGUGUCCCAGGAAACCAGAGCUGAAAUCCACGUGUCAGCAGGCUGGCUCCCCACGGGCUCUGGGGGAGGGUCCUUGUCCCUGCCUUUCCAGCUUCUGAGGACAUUGGCCCAACCUGGAUAAUCUAGGGGCUCUCCCCAUCUCAGGACCCUCAGCUUAAUCACACCUGGAAAGUUCCUUUGCCAUGUGAAGUCACAUAGCCACAGGGUUAGGGUUAGGGUUAGGAUGUGGCCAUCUGGAGGACCACUAACUGUGAGUGUCCCGGCAAAGAGGAAGGAGGGAGUGAGGUGAGAGGGCCUUGGGGUGCCCCUGGGCAGGGCUGGGGCAAAAAGUCCCAUGCCCAUACUCAGCACCUGUGCUACGAUGCUUCUCAGGACCAUCCAUGCCCUUGAACUUGGUUCAGAGCUUGGUCUCACAGCACUGAGGAAGGCCAGGAGGCCAUCAGCUGACUCAGGCCCCUUGAAAACCCACAUUGGAAACUCCACCCAGCAUCGUCCAUGCCAUCAGCUGGGGAGGAGGGAAACGUCGCCUUUUGUUGGGAUCACUACCUCUCCCACCACUGGGAGAGGUGACUCUCAGUUCUUGGACCUUGCCCUGGUUUUUAUGCCUUUGGCUUCCACACUGAGUAUCCCUAUGAAGGUCACCUCAGGCACCCUCUGGCUUGGAUGACUUGUCCUGUUCCGAGAGGGCAGAGCUCCAGGCCCUGCACCCUCCUACCUCCUUUCCCUCCCUGCAGGUGUCUCAAGCCCCCUGGGGCACCCAGCGAAUCUGCCUCCUCACGGAAUAUCUCCGAGGCUGUCUAUCACUGAAACUGGAGUACA